Panonychus citri (citrus red mite) is the source of this 872-nucleotide messenger RNA. RefSeq lists its product as uncharacterized. The coding region runs from base 57 to 872 and encodes 271 amino acids. Lineage: Eukaryota; Metazoa; Arthropoda; Arachnida; Trombidiformes; Tetranychidae. The record is from RefSeq and is a predicted model, not a curated record. Gene Ontology annotation, molecular function: protein binding. The transcript has 6 exons.
UUUGCUCUAAGUGAGAUCACAACUGUAUUAAUUAGUGAAAUUAUACAAUUAUAAUUAUGUCAUUUAACGAUUUACCUGAUAUUUGUCUUUGGAAGAUCUUUGGAAAUGUCCAUGAGGCCAAAGAAUUGAUUCGAUUGUCUAAAGUUUGUUCAAGAUGGUCCGAUUUAAUUACGUUGAGAUUCAAUCGAGUAAAAUAUCUUCAAAUGGUGGACGUUAAUAGUAAUAAAGUUGAUUAUAUUGAUGCGAACAGUUUGUGGAUGAAUGAGUAUACGAAUUGGAAUGAUUACAAUUUAUUCAAAUUGUUUCCAAAUCUUAAGAUUAUAGAUACUGUGGCCUUUGAUUAUCAUGCAUCUUUUAAUUUACCAGAAAUUGUCAAAAAUAAUCCACAAAUCAAGGGAUUGAUCGGUAUGGAUAAAUUACGUAAAGAUGGUUACUUGGAAAAUAUCGAAAUGUUCGCUUCAGAAUUUAAUUUCGAUUAUAAAAAAGUUUUUCGACCUGAUCAGUUGAAACAAGUUUGCUGCUUCCGUUUUCACACGAAUGAUCUUCCUUCAUUCAUUGAAUAUUUUCCAAAUUUGAAACGACUUAACAUCGAACCCCGUGAAGAGUCAAUUGUAUCGGACGGGGUGUUUUACAAUGGACCGAAUUUGUCUUCGUUAAAGAUUCUUGAACUUGGUACAAACAAUUUUUUUGAACAAUUCACUGGAUUUCAUUUAAUGGGGUUUUGUCCCUCUUUGGAAAGCGCUUUCUUCCACUGUUGGACACAGUAUAUUUAUGUAGAUGAAUCGAUAAAGAAUAACAAUCUAAGAGAUCUGGUCAUCGAGAAUACUGGGCUUUCGUGGUCAUUACUACAAAGUACUUUCCAAAUUUCCUAA